UGAACGGCUGGUAUUUUACUUUCAAAAUCAUGUCGUAAUUACUCUAUAAACUGUUCAAACAAAACUUUUAACAAACAAACAAAAUUACAACUGUGGGCUUAACAAGUAAAAUAAUUGUAAAAAUGUCGCUGACCUCAAGGGUUACCCUGGGCGUGGCGGUGACCGUUUCCAGCGCCAUAAUAGGUUAUGUGCAUUAUAAACAAUCCGAAGACCGUCUCAAACUACACGAGGGUGUUAUACGCGACGUGGAGCAGCAGCAGAGGCGUAAACAUGAAAACACCUAUACGCUCCAGCAACAAAUUGAUAUGACAAAGCAAUUGAAGGCACUGGAGGCUUCUUCGGCGUCACCAGAGCCGCAGGCGCAGUCGUCUCCGGCGGAAUCGCAGCCGGCGCAGGUGGAGAAACAGCCCAAGAGUCCUGCAUCAAAUCUUAAAGCUCAUCCCACCGCUCAGGAAGCGCCACCCAGCCAGCCCACAGAUUGAGUUAAAAAUUCUAUAUAGUCCACAAAUUUUGUAUACGAUUAAGUACAUGCAGUGCAGUAAGAGAAACGGAAGACACACCAGAUGGUGCAUUUGUUUGGUUUUUGUAUAUAGUAUUUACUCAAUUUUUAUUAUUACGAAUGUGUGUAUAGUAAUUACAAUCCUAAUGGGCG
Molecule: messenger RNA, 652 nt
Organism: Drosophila miranda
Lineage: Eukaryota; Metazoa; Arthropoda; Insecta; Diptera; Drosophilidae
Product: protein PET117 homolog, mitochondrial
Exons: 2
Coding region: 123-482 (119 amino acids)
Biological process (GO): mitochondrial respiratory chain complex IV assembly
Cellular component (GO): mitochondrion
Source: RefSeq, a predicted model, not a curated record